AUAUCCUAAUAGAUUGAGAUUCAAACUGAUGCAGCACAUUUUUUACGGGGACUACUCAGAUUGCUGUUAUGAAAUACAAGUCAGAUUUAUGAUCUUUUUCAUAUUGAACAUGAUAUGCUAUGCUAACGCUGCAUGUGACAGUUUAAUCAAAUCCAUUUGUUACCAGGAAGCUAAAAGGGGCCGCUGGGAUUUUAGGAUUACGGGCAGAGUUAGGGAAGCAUGUGGCUUUGUCAUUCGCCAUCAUUUUGCACACUGCGAGGGGCUCCGUGUGUGCGCCCUGUCUUGUCUGGCCGUCCUCAUCCCUUCCCCCACCCCCUGCCGCCACUCCGACCCGCUCCCAAAGUGGCUUCACAAUAGUCGGUCCUCGGCGGUGUAGGCUGCGCACCAGGUCCACACUUAAGCGAAAUCAAGGAGACCCCCUUCUACUUCUACCUUUGGGUUUGGUGCUCAAUGCGAAGCUGCUGCAACUCAGACACGCCUAAGUCAACUCAUGCAGAAAAAGGAGAAAAGUUUUGGUAUACAAAUGCUCUCAGUCCAGCCAGACACCAAGCCGAAAGGUUGUGCUGGCUGCAACCGAAAGAUCAAGGACCGGUAUCUUCUAAAGGCACUGGACAAAUACUGGCAUGAAGACUGCCUGAAGUGUGCCUGCUGUGACUGUCGCUUGGGAGAGCAUUUGAAGAGGUGUGGAUCUAUAUACAUACAUGCUGCACAUACAGAGAUUGGAAUCUGUGUAACCUUAGAAUGGCCAUUACCUUUUGUCAUCAUUGACUUUAGCCAACAAAUCACCAUAGCUUGGCUCUUUGGUGUAACGGGAAACUGCGCUGCCUGUAGUAAGCUCAUCCCUGCCUUUGAGAUGGUGAUGCGUGCCAAGGACAAUGUUUACCACCUGGACUGCUUUGCAUGUCAGCUUUGUAAUCAGAGAUUUUGUGUUGGAGACAAAUUUUUCCUAAAGAAUAACAUGAUCCUUUGCCAGACGGACUACGAGGAAGGUUUAAUGAAAGAAGGUUAUGCACCCCAGGUUCGCUGAUCUAUCAACAUCACCCCAUUAAGAAUACAAAGCACUACAUUCUUUUAUCUUUUUUGCUCCACAUGUACAUAAGAAUUGACACAGGAACCUACUGAAUAGCGUAGAUAUAGGAAGGCAGGAUGGUUAUAUGGAAUAAAAGGCGGACUGCAUCUGUAUGUAGUGAAAUUGCCCCAGUUCAGAGUUGAAUGUUUAUUAUUAAAGAAAAAAGUAAUGUACAUAUGGCUGGAUUUUUUUGCUUGCUAUUCGUUUUUGUGUCACUUGGCAUGAGAUGUUUAUUUUGGACUAUUGUAUAUAAUGUAUUGUAAUAUUUGAAGCACAAAUGUAAUACAGUUUUAUUGUGUUACCAUUUGUGUUCCAUUUGCUUCUUUGUAUUGUUGCAUUUAGUACAAUCAGUGUUUAAACUUACUGUAUAUUUAUGCUUUCUGUAUUUACCAGCUAUUUUAAAUGAGCUGUAACUUUCUAGUAAAGAAUUGAAAAGCAAAUCUCACUAAUGAUACACAGAUAGAUAAAGCAAGUCUAUCAACAUUAAAAAUACUAAAAAAUAAAGACACACACAGAGCAUUUUAGUGACAUCCACUACUUAUUGCCGCUAUGAGUUAGAGUCUAUCAGUGUUCUUGUUAUAACCCCCUAUUUUCAGGGGGUUAAAAAUCAGCUUUAAAAAAAUACAUAAAAAUUUCAUCUUAAAGCACUUUCAUUUUAUACCAACGUGAAAAGUGCCAUUUUUAGAAUAACUUUAAAGCUUAACAGGUUUCCUUUUAAUAUCCUUUUUUUGUGUGCUCUUUACUUACACAAUGGCUUUGUUUUGCUUUUUCAGCCACACCCCUUAUGUGAACUAGUGCCUUUGGGUAUCACGUAAAAUUUUUUCCAAAGGGUUACUUUAAAAAUCUGUUACCACAAUUAUGAGAUGAUUUUUAAGUGAUAAAUUAAACUUCUUCUUGUAUAAAUUCUGCCCAGAUCUCUCCACAAGAGCUGAGGGUUUCAUAACUUUAUGGCUUAAUAAAUGUAUGACACUGAAAAGAUUUGAGUGUGAAUCUACUGAAAUCACUAUAAUGCACAUUGAAGCUAUGAUGGUAUUUGAGUAGUGAGGUUACUUUUGAUCGGAGCAACAUAAUGCUCAUAGAAUCUUCUAGAAGAAGAGAAACAAAGGGAUUGAUAAAAUGCUGAGAACUAGUGAUUAUAUAUUUUUCUGUAUUUACCUGACAUUUAUUUUAAUGUUCAAAAAGUAAACACUUUAAGUUUGAUGUGUUUUACUCUCUCAUUGUUUUAAGUAAUUGCCAACUCAGAAUACAUCAUUCUUAGGCUGAAAUUUGUCUUUCCAUUUUUUAAGGUGAAAUAGUACUACCUUACGUGAUAGCAUACAAAGAAGAAAGCUCUAGAAAGAGAAAUUAUGGAGAAUGAUUAUUUAAAUUACAAUUAAGGAAAUGAGAAUAUGAUCCCCUCUUCCGAGUUGCCCACAAACUUGCUUCUUUGCUUUUGCUCCCUGUAAUAGAACUACUUUUCAACAAAUCUAAUUUUGCACGGCACCGUUAACCAUAUUUUCACUACAGCAAACUUAGUGCUAUGGGUUUUCUUUUUCUUUGUUUUUUUCUUGAUCACUUGUAUAGGAAACAAUAUUUUCCAGUGUUAUUUGCAUAUAUAUUUUGUCCUUCCAAUAUAUGCAUUACAGAUGAAAAUUAAAUGUUAUACCUGAAUUCUUGGGUUGGGGCCAAAAUAUUAAGCUGAAAAUAAUGCUGGUGUGGAUUUGUUUUAAAACAAAGCUUUAUUAUGAACAUGCAUGUGAAUCUGGAUAUUGCCUCUUAUUUUUAAGAAAAUGGUUCUGUGAAAAGUGAAUGAUAUGUAUUUUUCCAAAUGCUUCAUGGUUAGGAGUCUUCAAGUUCCAUGUUCCCCAGAUUUGAGAUAUACUAAAGAAAGAAAUUCAAAAGUAGCUAUUUGGGGCCCACAAAAAUAACUAUUAUUUUAGCCUUAGAGCCUUACACUUGUUUCAUGAAGAGAAAGGACUUGCAUAACCAAAAUAAACAAAGCAAGACAAAUUAAAAAUAUGUGGGGGAGAGAUCAGUGAAAAGUGGUUUUCUUAAUGCAGCCCUGCUGGUCCCCAUUAACAAUUGCUUGAAAUUCACAUGGAUGUAAAAUUAUAAUUGUCAGGAUCUUAUUCAGAUGAUCUUUUAAGGUUUAACUGGUUUUGCUUUUGUUUAUCUAUAUGUCAAAAUACUUGUAAAUUGGGAACAAACUUCUCUCAGCUUCUUGAAGUUGUUCAACUAUCCUUGCCACUGGAAGACCAAACAAGGUUUUCACUGCUUUUUCUUUUACAUAAUAUGCUGAGAAUUAUUUCUUAUGCUUUUUACUACAAACAAAAUUACUCACCUGGAUUAAAGAUUAAGGCCUUAAUCUGUUUAGAUUAUCUUUAAUCUCCAUGAAAUCGUGAAAUAAGACAAGAAUAGUGUUUCAGCUGUAGGCCAUUUUACAGCUAAUUGCCCAUAAAUUGUAGCAUUUAUUGACCUGAAGUACUAAGCUAAUUGUCUUGACUACUCAAAGCCCCUGAAUUGUUGUCAACUUUCCCCUUUGUGUUGUGUAGCCCUAACGUCAUUUAGCUUGUUGUCUGAUGCCUCCAGUAGGACACCUCCGAUGGAGCUUUGAUUUCUGAGCAGCGAAAGCUCCCUUCCUAAGAUGCAUCUCGCAUAGGCUGCCUAUGAUGAAGGACCGUGCACCUCCACUCCAACAGAGUGCUGAGUUUAAAAGUUGACCUGUGUUUGUAAUUUCACUUUCAUCUUGCUUAAUAAAUAUCUGCUGGAUUCUUUCAUUCACUUUUUUACAUUUGGAUUUAUGUUUUUAAUAAAAGGGGUGUUACACUA
This is a messenger RNA of Homo sapiens (human), 3877 nucleotides long. It is a transcript of the gene LMO3, whose product is annotated as LIM domain only 3. The record is from RefSeq and is a predicted model, not a curated record. Bases 491 to 1027 code for a protein of 178 amino acids. The transcript has 5 exons. NCBI's taxonomy places the organism in Eukaryota, Metazoa, Chordata, Mammalia, Primates, Hominidae.